Molecule: messenger RNA, 819 nt
Organism: Cladophialophora carrionii CBS 160.54
Lineage: Eukaryota; Fungi; Ascomycota; Eurotiomycetes; Chaetothyriales; Herpotrichiellaceae
Exons: 2
Coding region: 1-819 (272 amino acids)
Biological process (GO): regulation of transcription by RNA polymerase II; termination of RNA polymerase II transcription
Cellular component (GO): mediator complex; core mediator complex
Molecular function (GO): transcription coregulator activity
Source: RefSeq, a predicted model, not a curated record
AUGCACCAGUUGGCGCUCUACGGUCAAGUCCGGAGGGACGACCACCAUCGAAUGCUCCAGCAAUUGGCUGGCUUCACUCGCAUGCAGCCGCAAGAUGUACGCGAGAUCCAGCUUGUCUUCAAAGCUCGGCAACCCUUUGGACUCGACCUGGUGCAAUCUAUUGGUGCAUCCAACCUGGCCUCGCAGCAACAGCAGGACCUUCAACGGGUCAAGCACAUGCUCAAUGCUGGGCUAUACUAUGUCCACCUCGUUGGAGAGGUGUUACCCGAGAAGAAAGCGACACGGACAGAAAAUGAAGAUGUGACCAUGACGGACGCCGAUACUAGUGCUGAGGCAAAGGUUUCGACAGUGCGGUGGUCGCUUGAUUUUAGGGACACUCCUGAGCCUGGAAAGCAAUCUGUGAGUUCGAGGAUGGUGUCUAGGACGCCGAUGGAGGAGGGCAACCUCAUUCGAUUUCUGGACAAUUUUGGUUUCGAAUACGUGUCUCGCUACGUGGUCGUUGGCUCGAGGUUCUAUGAAAACGACACCACCAUCUUGGUUCACAAGGUCUUGCGCCUACCUGAAGUCGAGGCAGGAAAGGCUGUCUCCGACAACUCAUUCAUCUCCAACAUCGACGAGCUACCUGAACUGGACCGAUCCGGCAGCUACAUUGUCCAGGCAUCGAUCGAUAUCACUGAUGGAAAUAACCCAGAGCUCAAGGACAGAGCAACCCGACAACUACUGGGUAUCAAAGAGGCGUUGAAGCAGGCUGUUGAUCUCACGCCGGGGGAUAGGCUGGCACUGGAUACUAGACUUCCUGCGGUCUCACGUAGAAACUGA